CCCACGUUUCCUUCUCCGUUCUCUGAUGUGAAACACCUUCUCGGCCGGCUGCAGUUUUACGGUCACCGUGUGAUGACACACGGCGUCUGCGCUCCGAUGUCCCCGCGACGCAGACUCGCCGCACGACCAGAACUUUCCACCUUGGUCCCAGUCUCAAAAGUUAAAUGAAGCCAGACACGUCCCUCCGGCCAGGAACAUGAAGGGCUUAUCGGGGAGCCGCUCCCAACACCAGAUCCCUCUACCCCAUGGGCUUAACUACGACCCCCACGUGCAUGACCUCCACACACACCAUGGCUCGGACUCCCGCCACACCUCCUACCUGCUCAGCCCAACAGAGAGCUGUCCUAUGGACUUCCAACAUCGCUACUCACCACGGAGCUCCAUCCACUCCGACUGUAUGAUGAUGUCCCCGGUCGUGAUGCCUCCUGUUGCUGUGUCUGACCACAUCUCCAGCAGCACGUUCCCCCGGAUGCACUACAGCUCUCAAUAUUAUGAUUCAGCCACACGGGAUGACUGUGUCGCUAUCACUGCCUCUGCCACCUCGCCAGCAGUUGCUGCUGCCGCAGCUGCUGCUGCUGCCUCCUCGCACCAUACCGGCACCAAGAGCAAUCGCCUUCCCGCCAACCUUUUGGAUCAAUUUGAGAAGCAAAUGCCACUACACAGGGACGGCUUCCACACCUUACAGUAUCAACGCACAUCCACCACCGCCGAACAACGCAGCGAGAGUCCCGGCCGUAUCAGACACCUUGUUCAUUCUGUCCAAAAGCUUUUCACCAAGUCCCACUCCCUGGAGGGAUCGUCAAAGAUGAACGGCACAAAAGGUGACAUUGUCGGAGGUGGAGGAUCGGGGAGUUACUAUCAUUAUGGGCAUCAGCCCAACAAACAUGGUAGCAAGAGGAGCAAGAGCAAAGAACGCAAACACCGAUCCGGCGGCUGGUGGAGCUCCGACGACAAUCUGGAUAGCGACAGCACCUACCGCACUCCCAGUGUUAUGUCACGACACCACGGGGAACAUAUCGCCCAUUGUUACCCAGAUUCCAUACACGGACACCACUUUGGAGAUCUGUCACUCAAAGCCUCGAAAAGUAACAACGACGUCAAGUGCAUAGCCUGCGACAGUAUGGCAAUGGCGCCCGAAGGCAAAUUCAUGAAGCGGAGCUCCUGGUCGACCCUGACAGUUAGCCAGGCGAAGGAGGCCUACAGAAAGUCAUCACUAAACUUGGAAAAAACCAUGAUGCACACAGACCUUAAGCCUUCACGGACCUGUCACUAUCUACAGGUACCUCAAGACGAGUGGGGUGGCUACCCCGGCGAGAAGGACGACGAGAUCCCGUGUCGGCGGAUGAGGAGCAGUAGCUACGUCAAAGCUAUGGGAGAGGUGGAUGAUGAUAGCGGUGAUUCCGAAAGCCCCAAGACCUCCCCGCAGAAAACCAUUCGGCCAGAUGCUCUUGUCCUUAAGUCAGCCAUGCACAGACCGCAUUUUGACUCCCAAAGCCCGGGCUACCGCUUGCAAACCAUGAGAGAUAUGCGGGCUCACCCGAGUGUCACGCUAGACCCUGCCACCACUUUUCAUCCGCCGCCCUUCCGCUCUCGCAACCAGAGCUACAUGCGUGCUGUCAGCACCCUCAGCCAGGCUAGCUGCGUCAGCCAGGUGAGUGAGACUGAGAUCAAUGGCCAGUUUGAGUCAGUUUGCGAGUCCGUUUUUAGUGAAGUAGAAUCCCAGGCUAUGGAGGCCUUGGACCUGCCGGGUUCGUUCCGCACUCGAAGCCACAGUUACCUCCGUGCAAUUCAGGCUGGUUAUUCCCAAGAUGACGACUGCUUACCUUCAAUGACAUCCUCCACUGUCACUUCAACUCUCAGAUCCACAACAGAGGGAUAUGAUGUUGUGGAUGCGACCUCAUUUCUAAAUGACGACAUGAUAGAGGACGAUGACGGUGCCAGCUCCUCUGCCUAUGCAGAGCUAGAGAGGCUAGAAAGGGAGACGGUGGCUGCCCGCAGUCAGCACAGCACUAGCUCCACCGUAACGGCCAUCUCGGUGCCCCCGGCAACACCGCCAUCGUACAGAGUCCCCAGUGCCUCACCCAUGGCCGCCACUGAGCCACCGGUCCCUCAAGCCAUCCAGGCUUUCAAGGAGUCUGCAAACAUGGUCGCUGCGUUUAACAUGCAGUGGAAGGAUGAAAUCUCAGCUAUGCGCUACGAGUUGGCAGAGCUACGGCGAGACGUCUGCGGGGAGCUGAAGACUUUCAACAGCAAUUUCUUCAACUUCACUCAAUGCUACAACAUGUGGACAUUGUGUCGGGAGCCGUGCAGCGACAGCACCACACAAACGCAAGACCGAGUGUCCAUUGGAAUCCAAGCAGGAUCCAGCUGGUCCAUCCGGCAGCAUACGCAAGACAAGUCGGUCAUGUGUCAACCUGAGCCGGCGCCGUUUAGCAUCAUGGAUUUAAUGAACCCACCCCGAAUUGAGAUCAUAGAGGGAACCCCUGAGAGCACACCGGAGGGUUCUGGCAGUCCCGCAAGCCCGCUUCCAAUCGAAGACUUCCCAUGGGAGAUCAACAAAAAGCAAAGGGUCCCCAAGCCGCAAGAAAUAUGUGGCCACAAUGGGGGUCACAGAAGUGCCAGUCUUGAACUGUGGUGCAGGAAGUACACCAGUGGGCCCAUGUCAUAUAUGUCUAUGUCAUUCUAAAUCACUUCCAUCUGUCAUUCUAUCGGACGAGAUGAGCAAACCAUGGCAAAACUUGAUAGAUCCUGAAAAAAAAAAUAUGAUUGUUGUUAGUCCCUUUAUCCUCUGCAGACAGUCUGUUAUCUGUCAAAAAGCUUAUGAAGUUCUUUUAAAAGCCUCCGAGAGCCCAGUUUUAACCUUCAGAUUGAGGUGACAUGUGAAUGUGAGCGAGAUGGUAGCUGAUUUCUGGAUCAACAAGUGCCAACAAGAGAAACAUUGUCUUUCCUUACUUGUCCUAAACGGGAAAAAAAAAAUCCAACUCGAGCAAAAUUUGAGGGUCAGUCGGACAAAUUGGUUUGUCUCUGCACAUUCAUCUUAACUCAUGUUCGUUUCAUUUUCUCCAUGUAGAAAGACUAUCUUCACAACCUGUGUAUGCUGUGAAUAACUGUAUAAACCCUAAAAAUAGUUUUCUAAUCAAUGCAUCAAAAUUAAUAAUCAUAGGUGCAUUUCAAUGGAGUUAACUUUCUAGCUAUUCCAAUCAAAAGUGUUCGGUCAAAACAGCCUUUGGUCCAUUUAUUUUUUUAAGCCAAUGUUGAGUAUUUCCAACACUAAAUAAAGUUUAUGUGGCCUAACCACCAAAAGUAGAAACUGUUAUCAUUGAAUAAAGGGAAAAAGGACAAUCUGGUUAAAGACUACAACAAAACUAUGAAAGGGUUAAUUAACAAUGUAGCUUGGGGUUAUGAACCUUAAAAUGAUUGACAGACUGAGCAGUUACACAUUUAAA
Molecule: messenger RNA, 3446 nt
Organism: Syngnathoides biaculeatus (alligator pipefish)
Lineage: Eukaryota; Metazoa; Chordata; Actinopteri; Syngnathiformes; Syngnathidae
Gene: dlgap2b
Product: discs, large (Drosophila) homolog-associated protein 2b
Exons: 6
Coding region: 197-2686 (829 amino acids)
Biological process (GO): signaling
Cellular component (GO): glutamatergic synapse; postsynaptic specialization
Molecular function (GO): molecular adaptor activity
Source: RefSeq, a predicted model, not a curated record